Molecule: messenger RNA, 1417 nt
Organism: Drosophila persimilis
Lineage: Eukaryota; Metazoa; Arthropoda; Insecta; Diptera; Drosophilidae
Exons: 2
Coding region: 738-1364 (208 amino acids)
Source: RefSeq, a predicted model, not a curated record
UACAAAUCGCUACAACGUCAAUCCGAAAACCCGAAUCUCCAUCUACAGAAAACUACUACCUACUCCUGACCCCCAUUGUUUUUGCAACAUCUCUAUUAUUACACAGCUUUUACCUUGGAGCCUUAUAGACCCAGAUCUGAACCGAAAACUGACCCACUGCCUGUGUGGAAAGUUCAAUAGUAAUUUCUAGGGGAUUGACUGACGUAACAACCCACCGACCGACCCACCGCAAUGGUCAUGAGCAUGAGCCGCUACCCGGUACUAUUUCAAAACCAGAGCCCCAAAACCAAAGUCAAGGAAAACAAGAAAAGCGAAGAAAACGCACAAAUGGAUAGAAACCCGUUUGGUGGCUGACCGAACGAAAGGAAAACCACAACCGAGAUUGAGGCUGAAAACUGAAAACUGAAGACUGAAGGCUGGGGUAGCCUGGACAACUCGAUUGGAUGAGGCUAUUAUGUCAUCGCCAUUGCGGAAAGCAGUGGGAUGGACUUUGUUUUGAUGAUAACUUCGCGCGGUUCCGGUUUUUGCGCGAAAGGGGCCAAAAGUGGAGCUGAAGCUGGGACUGGUGCCUGGAGCCUGGCAUCGUAGGCAGCUGGCAUCGAUUUUUGGCAUCCAAUUUGGAGCUUAAACAUGACUGCAGCUCGGAGAGAUUGCCCAUUUGAACGCUGACAGCGAAGCUCAACGGUCGUGACAGGACACGCAAGCAGACUCUUCUUUACCAGCAUCAGGAUACAGACAUGGGAUUCAGAUUCAUACUAUUGGCUGCCAUGGGCUUGGGGGCUAUGUACAUGAUGCAUCAGCUGGCACAGGAUUGGAACAGGAUACGUCCCAUCCAAGGCAUCACCAUGCUGGCGGGUCAGGUUAGCUCUGGCUUGAAUCUAAACAGACUCCCAGCUCUGGCGGGUCAGGCCAGUGCCGCCCUGACUCGGAUUCGUGGUAGAAGAGAGGCGCCAUCAUAUCACAGACAGAGGCAUGAACUGGAUGGGGUUCGAGGCACUCCGGACUCUGGAAGGGGUCCUUAUCGAGCUCCACCGCCCGCCAUCGACUGGAAGCGCAUCCUCUCGCGCGAUCCCUUCGAGUGCCUCCAGUCACUAAUCUGCCAGCUCAUGUCCGGCGCCGAGGCGGCUGCUCCCGAGGCUGAGCUCCUCAUGGACUACCUGGAAUCAUCGCUGGAGCUGGCUCCGGCCAAGAUCGGACGCGCCUUCAGUCGGGGUCUGGCGUUGCGCGGCUUCACGGAUCGAUGCUACAAUGAAUAUCCUUUCUGUCUGUACUCCGCGAAGACAAUGUUGCGCAUCCUUCGCUGGUUCAGCGAAACGGGAGCAGUCCCCCAGGAUGUGGAGGAUGGGCAAAAGGGAGAGGACUAGAUGAACUUUCGUUAGGUUAAGACUUGGUUUAAAUAAAGUUUAAGGCAAAGAGA